This is a messenger RNA of Staurois parvus, 2465 nucleotides long. Lineage: Eukaryota; Metazoa; Chordata; Amphibia; Anura; Ranidae. The record is from the annotation of a GenBank genome assembly.
AUGGCAUCUGUUAACAAAAACGGGAGCAGCUCACGUUUGCAAAGUCGGAAGCCACCUCAUCUUUCCAUCACCAUCCCUCCCACUGAAGGCGCCGGAGAUGCUAAACAGACUCGGCCUUUGGCUAAACCAGUGUACCAUAAAAGUGUGAGCCUUCAGGAACCUCAGCGAACAGAAGAAGUAGCCCCAAAUGAAAGACCUGGCUUCAGAAGACAAACGUCACUAUCCCAGAGCAUAAGAAAGGGCACAGCCCAGUGGUUUGGUGUAAGCAAUGAUUGGGAGGGAAAGCGACAACAGUGGCAGCGUAAAAGUCUUCAUCACUGCAGUCUCCGAUAUGGAAAGCUUAAACCUCAGUAUCAGAGGGAUAUGGAACUGCCCAGCCAGGAAACUCCCUCCUUCCAGGCCACAGAGUCCCCUGCCACUUACCGAAUGCCCAAGAUUGUUGAUCCGUUGGCACGAGGAAGGGCCUUUCGUCAACCAGAUGAGGUGGAUCGGCCACGAACCCCUCACGUAGGAGUUGCCCCAGUGACCCCUGGAGUCCUAUCACUAACCUCCUUCACCAGUGUGCGUUCAGGUUACAGUCGUUUUCCAAGACGGAAGAGAGAGAGCGUGGCACACAUGAGUUUCCGGCUGCAGCCGCUAUCAUAAAGGGUCGCCCCAUAUUAGACACUCCUCACAGCAGGAAAGCUGGACUGAAGAGAAGCUUUGCCUAUCCAAGCUUUAUGGAUGAGGACAUAGUAGAUGCCCCAGAUACUCUGGAUUCCUCCUUCUUCAGUAAGGUGGACAUGCAUGAUGAAACCUUCUCUAUGCCAGAUGACGUUUUUGAAUCUCCUCCUCUCUCUGCUGCUUACUUCCGAACUCCUGUGCCAACAACUGAUGAUGCUCCCAUUACAAGUGGUUUUUGCAGGAGAGAAUUUGUAAGGCCUUCUCCUACUUUGGCUGGCCACCCUCGUAGAGGCAAGCGCAUUGCAUCUCAGGUGAAACACUUUGCCUUUGAUCGUAAGAAGCGCCUGUACGGCCUGGGCGUUGUUGGGAAUUGGCUAAACAGAACCUACAGACGGAGUAUCAGCAGCACAGUGCAGAACCAGUUGGAGCAUAUUGACAGUCACAGGCCUUACUUUACCUAUUGGAUCACCUUUGUCCAUGUGCUCAUCACUUUGCUUGCCAUUGGUACAUAUGGCAUUGCACCCAUUGGAUUCGCGCAACACACCACCACUGAACUGGUCCUAAGGAACAAAGGUGUGUAUGAGAGUGUGAAAUACAUACAGCAGGAAAACUUCUGGAUAGGCCCUAGUUCGAUAGCUCUGAUUCACCUUGGAGCAAAGUUUUCGCCCUGCAUACGUCGAGAUGCACAAAUUGAGCGCUUGAUCCAGAGAGAGCAUGAUCUAGAACGGGAGUCUGGCUGUUGCAUUCAAAAUGAUAAUUCGGGCUGUGUGCAGACACUACAGCGGGUUUGCUCGGAAACACUGGCAACUUUUAUAAAGUGGCCAGCAUACAACGCACCUGAGAAGGAUGGGCAGAAGAGGGUGUCAGGAGCUGUGUGCCAUCAAGACCCCCGGACUUGUGAGGAGCCGGCUUCCAUCACGCCACAUGUCUGGGCUGAUGACAUCACUAAAUGGCCAAUAUGUACGUACCAGUCCAAAAAUAACCACACUGGAUUCAAGCACAUGGACUGUGAAAUCAAAGGACGGCCUUGCUGUAUUGGUACUAAAGGAAGUUGUGAAAUAACAACACGGGAGUAUUGUAAUUUCAUGCAUGGAUAUUUUCAUGAAGAGGCCACACUUUGUUCACAGGUCCACUGUUUAGAUGAAGUUUGUGGUUUGCUGCCAUUUCUGAAUCCCGAAGUGCCAGAUCAGUUUUAUAGACUGUGGCUGUCGUUGUUCCUUCAUGCUGGGGUAAUUCAUUGCUUGGUUUCAGGGAUUUUCCAGAUGACAGUCCUACGUGACCUAGAGAAGCUGGCAGGCUGGCUUCGUAUUUCCAUCAUCUACAUCCUGAGUGGCAUCACAGGGAACUUAGCCAGUGCCUUAUUCCUGCCUUACAGGGCGGAGGUUGGCCCUGCCGGAUCUCAGUUUGGCCUCUUGGCAUGCCUUUUUGUUGAGCUCUUCCAGAGCUGGCAGAUCCUGGCCAAGCCAUGGAAAGCCUUCUUCAAGCUUUUUGGCAUUGUCCUCUUUUUGUUCAUGUUUGGACUGCUCCCAUGGAUUGACAACAUAGCUCACAUUUUUGGCUUCAUCAGUGGUCUACUUCUGUCCUUUGCCUUCCUACCAUAUAUUACUUUUGGUACAGCUGACAAGUAUCGCAAGAGAAUCGUGAUAAUCAUCUCUCUGGUGGUUUUUAUUGGUCUGUUUGCUUCUUUAGUCAUCUGGCUUUAUGUACAUCCAAUUAACUGGACAUGGAUAGAAUACUUGACCUGUAUCCCUUUUACCAACAAGUUCUGUGAGAAGUAUGAUAUAGACCACGUGCUCCACUAG